Molecule: messenger RNA, 1558 nt
Organism: Zeugodacus cucurbitae (melon fly)
Lineage: Eukaryota; Metazoa; Arthropoda; Insecta; Diptera; Tephritidae
Product: serine protease inhibitor 42Dd-like
Exons: 4
Coding region: 300-1409 (369 amino acids)
Molecular function (GO): serine-type endopeptidase inhibitor activity
Source: RefSeq, a predicted model, not a curated record
UGGAUCUAAAAAACUGUGCCAAUCGGUGGCAAACAGUUGAAAUUUUCGUUGCUUUGAAGAGGGAGAUUAUUCAUCUAGGGUUCGCAGAAGAGAGUUACCAAUAAGAAGUUAUAAACGUGUAUCCAUUAAAUCGAUAAUGAGAACAAAAUCUUUUUCAAGUGUUAAGUAAAGCUCAAUCUUCAGAAAAUUGCUUUAUUUCUUUCGCCAAAACGUGAAAUGUGAACUAUUUGCUUCGAAGAAAAUAUUAAACCACCGUGGAUCUGUUGGAUUUUAUUUCACUGGUUUUUGCGCACUGCAAAAUGAAUAUAUUCUUCAGCAAGUUACUCGAAGAAUUCCAGAAUGUAAUCGAAUCACCAUUUCUCAUAUGGGAAAUGCUCACAAUGCUGCGCAUCGGCAUCAAAGGUGAGAGCGCGCUUGAGUUGGAUGAAUUCCUAAAAUCAAAUGCGCCCGAAAUUGAAAUCACCGAAAAUGAUAUUGAACACUUAAGAACGCGCUACAUGCUGUCCGAAGGUGCGAAAACAAAUAGUCACAGAAAUCAAAGAAUCUUAAAGAUUGCCAAUCGAAUAUUUAUUAACAACGGCACACGCUUAAAGGAAAGCUUUGUAGAAGCGCUGCAGCAACGGUUCGCCUGUGGCGUACAGGAAGUCGACUUCAGUGCGCGACAAAAAGCUGCGGCCACAAUAAAUACGUGGGUCAGUGAUGCCACGAAUGGACGCAUACCGACGUUAAUAUCCUCGCACGAUGUGGGCGUCAAUACACAGGCGGUGCUGACGAAUGCCAUCUACUUUAAGGCGAAGUGGCAACAUCAAUUCGAGACGAUCGACACGAGGCAAGAAACAUUCCAUAUAAAUAGCGGGGAAGAUGUGAUCGUGCCAAUGAUGGGCCAGACAAUGAACGUCCGCUAUGCUUACAUACCGAGCCACAAUGUUAUGGCGAUAGACUUGCCAUAUCGCGACACGGAUCUGUCAAUGCUGGUGAUAAUGCCUAUUGAAGAGCCGUCGUCGUCUAGGAGUUUGGCGGCUGUCUCGCAACUGAAAUUGUCGGUAGUGCUGGAUCACAUGGUGUUUCGGAAAGUCUUCUUGAAGCUGCCAAAAUUCUCAUACAAUUGCAACAUAAAUGUGCAUAGCUUGCUCACGCAGUUCGGUGUACAUGGUAUUUUCCAAGCCAGCCAUGACUUCGAUAAUCUCAUUGCGGACCAUGCUUCCAAUUUUAGCGUUUCGAAAAUCAUACAAGAAGCUUACAUCAAUGUGACCGAGGAGGGUACGGAGGCCGCUGCAGCUACAGCCUGUUGCAUUGAUGGUUCCAUGCACUUUGAUGAAACUUUUAUUGCGAAUAGACCCUUUUACUUUUGCAUUAAAAACAGAAAUCUCCUGAAACUAUUCGAUGGCUGCUAUCGGCGUCCAUGUUGAAUGCAAACGGUACUUCUUACUGAUUGUUGGACUGAUUUAUUAAUGAGUAUUCGAUAUAUAUUUUAUAUUUUUAAGAUAUUGAAUAUUUAAUACAGAUAUGAUAACUCUUUAUAUUUUAUACCUGUUAAAAUAUCAAAUAAAAAUCUUUG